GUCACGGUGCGCUAUAAGGAUAAAGCGCUGGCUGGCUCCAAGCGCAGUCUGCUGGAUACCACAGAGUGGGAGAGAGGAAGAGAGGCGAGCCUUUAAAUCUCUGCGGUGCAGAGCUGGGAAAGCUGCUUCUCAGCGAAAAAUCAGACCGCCCUAUUUACUCUGCUUAUUUGCUCCUAUUAUUUUCCUGGUGAAAACAAAAGGACUUACAACCAAGAAGUCGCAACGAGGACUGGUGCCCGUGUCAGCGAUCAGACGUGGUAUUUCCUUUUAUUAUUGUUAUUUAUGUUUUUUUUGUGUGUGUGUGUGAAUACACUUCUACUGAAUGGACUGAGGUUUUUUUGCACUGAGAAGCGUUGCUUUCUACCUCCCACCUGGUCUCUCUGCCAGAUUAUCCCAGCAGAAGUAGGCUACAUGACGCAAACCGAGCGCAGAGCAUUAGUGUGAAAGUUUUCCUCCACUACUUUUUUUCAUUUUCCUUUUUUUUCCUCCACCGAUCACUCGGUGUUUCAUGCAACAGCAAGUCUGUGCACAGCGGUGGAGGAGCCAAAAGAACUAUUGCAUGAAACAAGAAAGGAGAGAAGAGACGCUGAUUAAUAAGUCAGUUUUUGCAACGCUCGCAAGUACCUUUGCGUAUCUGCACAAGAGUCGCGACAGCAGCAUGAGUGCAGAGCUGAGCAUGGGCCCGGAGCUGCCCAGCAGCCCUCUGGCUCUGGAAUAUGUCAACGAUUUUGACCUGAUGAAGUUUGACGUGAAGAAGGAAGGCCUGGCCGGGCUGGAGCGCAACGGGGUGCGCCAGUGUAACCGUCUCCAACCUCAAGGCUCUGUGUCGUCCACCCCCAUCAGUACGCCCUGCAGCUCGGUGCCCUCCUCACCCAGCUUCAGCCCCACAGAGCAGAAAAGCCACCUAGAGGAGCUGUACUGGAUGCCGAACAGCGGGUACCACCAGCAGAUAGACCCGCAGACGCUAAGCCUGACCCCAGAGGACGCAGUGGAGGCCCUGAUCGGAGCCACAGCUCACGGCCACCCUCCGCCUCCGCACGUCCAGCAGCAGCUGCAGCAGCAAGGCGCUUUCGAGGGCUACAGGGGGCCGCACCACCAUCACAGCCACCACGGCCACGGCCAGCAGCACCAUCACCCAUACGCUGGGGGCAUCCCGCACCACGCCGAUGAACUGUCCGGGCACCCGGGCGGACACAACCACCCACACAGCCAGCACCACCACCACCACAGCCAGGACCCCGACAGCCCGUCCCCGGUGUCCCCAGACUCCCACCAGUCGCUCCAUCACCACCGCCACCACCAUCACCACCAUCCGCACGGCCACCUGAGCCAGUCGGCGGGGCACCACGGCUCCGGGGGCGGACUCAACGUGGAGGACCGCUUCUCCGACGACCAGCUGGUGUCCAUGUCGGUGAGGGAGCUCAACAGACACCUACGGGGCUUCACCAAGGACGAGGUCAUCCGCCUCAAGCAGAAGCGGAGGACCCUGAAGAACCGGGGCUACGCUCAGUCCUGCCGGUUCAAGCGGGUGCAGCAGAAGCACGUGCUGGAGAACGAGAAGACGCAGCUGAUCAACCAGGUGGAGCAGCUGAAGGCGGAGAUCAGCCGGCUGGCGAGGGAGAGGGACGCCUACAAACUCAAGUGUGAGAAACUGACGGGGUCAGGGGCCAAUAACGGGUUCCGCGAGGCUGGCUCGACCAGUGACAACCCUUCAUCACCAGAGUUUUUCAUGUGAGUUGUCAUAGCCUUUUCUUGUGAACCCCCUCCACAACAAACUCUCCCCUCCACCCCCACCUUUCCUUUCUCCACAAAUGACUGACUGGCUGAUGAGCAAACAAUAAUAAUCCACACCUCCCAUACUGUUUAUGAUUAUACUAAUAACGGUAACAAUUAUAUUCAUAUUAGAAGAAUAAUCCAUCAAAUAGUAUUCUCAUAUAUAACCAUCUCUCCAUCCACGUGUCAACUGAGAUACAAAGAGCAACGUAGAGUGUCUGAUCAGUCGCAGCAUCUUUGUAGAUUAGUUGCUUGUAGUGAAGAGACUUUUUUCUUUUCUUCUUCAAAGAAGAGGAUCGGCUGAUGAACUUUUUUCUUUCCUUCCUUUGAGGCUACAGCUUUGAAAUAAUCUGUAAGUAGUGUGGGGAGGCGUCGGGGCCCGUUGUCUUGUAAUUUUGUUCUCCAAAAAUGAUGACAUUGUUAUGAAACAACACGAGCAGGCCUGGCCUCGCAGCCUGCAACACACACACACACACACACACACACACACACACACACACACACACACACACACACACGCGAGACUCACAUUCGACAAGUGGGCCCGUAAUCUGAGGAAAAAAAGUCUCCAAAAGCAAGACUCCACUUUAUGCAAAUUUAACUUCUGUCUACUAACCCGUCACGGGAGGGGGACAUUUUAUGCAACAUCUCAUUGAUUUAUUGCCUGCUUGGUUAUAUUCGAAUAUAUAUUGAAACAAAAAAUCUGCAUUAAAUAUUAAUCCUGCAUGCUGGACAUGUACGGUGAUAAUUUCUAUUUUGUACUUUCAUCUUCUCGUGUAUAUUAAGAGCAUGUUGUUGAUCUGCGCUUCUCCAUAGUUUUUUUUGGGGGGGGAGGGGGUUAGAGAAAUGCAGCGGGGACAGAACAGCAGGACUGCCGGUGCAGUAUCAUAUGGUGUUGGUUUCUUUGGGCUUGUAAAUAUUAUGCAACCGCAAAACUGCACAACAAGAUUGAGGAGGCUGGUUUGAACUUCUUUCUUUCUUUGUGUUGUGUUUUUAUUUCAUUUUGUAUGAUUUUUUUUUUUUUUAUGAUUUUCCAUCAUGUUGGGGGUGUUGAUCGAAAGAGGAGUGCAUUUUUUCUGUUGCAUUUAAAUACAACAAAACUUUUUUUGUGUGUGUGUCAAGUGCACUUUUUUGGAUGAUGAUUUGUUUUUUGUUUUUUUUUUUGCAAGUUUUCAUUUUGACGUUUGUGCAGACCUCCCUCCAGGAAGACAUACUAUGAUACUAUAUUGUGAGAUUAUUCGACAACAGGCCUACGUGCAGAGUUUGAAGAGGGAUAUUUGGACACAUGUCGUGUGAGGCUGAGGAGGCGAACAUGUGGCCACGACAUUAUUGGAGCCAGAUUGCACAGAAUAGGCGCAUUAAGGCGAGGUUACAAGUUUUCUACAUGCUGUUUUAGCACACACAAUGUGGGUUAAUGCUCUCUGUCAUUUUAAUUCAACGUGGCUUGUGUGCCACUAAUUCAGAGACGUGCUGUUCUGCCUCUUAUUAACUCUUUAACCAGCCACAUCAAACCCAAACAAAUGCUCUCAUUCCGAUUGGCGGCCACCUGUAGCAUAUUAUCACUGGGCCUAAUAUUAAUGAUUCAUAUUUGUAACAAUAUUUCUUGUCAGGGGGUUUUAUGUGGAGUUAAUAUUUAGAUAGCGCGAGCUUUUUAAUACAAAGUUUGACUAUUAAUGUCCUAUGUUUUCCUGAUUUUUUUUU
Molecule: messenger RNA, 3474 nt
Organism: Epinephelus fuscoguttatus (brown-marbled grouper)
Lineage: Eukaryota; Metazoa; Chordata; Actinopteri; Perciformes; Serranidae
Gene: mafba
Product: v-maf avian musculoaponeurotic fibrosarcoma oncogene homolog Ba
Exons: 1
Coding region: 509-1735 (408 amino acids)
Biological process (GO): regulation of transcription by RNA polymerase II
Cellular component (GO): nucleus
Molecular function (GO): RNA polymerase II cis-regulatory region sequence-specific DNA binding; DNA-binding transcription factor activity, RNA polymerase II-specific
Source: RefSeq, a predicted model, not a curated record